AUGCGACUAGCACUGACAGUCUUCUUCAUGGUGCUCUUUAUCCUGCUGUGUCUCCUGGGGAUCCUGGCAAAUGGCUUCAUUGUGCUGGUACUGAGCAGGGAGUGGCUGCGGUAUGGUAGGCUACUCCCCUCGGACAUGAUCCUUGUGAGCCUGGGAGCAUCCCGUUUCUGCCUGCAGUGGGUAGGGUUGGUGGGCAACUUCUACCAUUUCUUCCACCUAGUGGAAUAUUCUAAGGGUCUUGCCCGACAGUUCGUUGGUCUCCACUGGGACUUCCUGAAUACAGCCACUUUCUGGUUUGGCACCUGGCUCAGCGUGCUGUUCUGCAUGAAGAUCGCGAACUUCACACACCCCACCUUCCUCUGGCUGAGGUGGAGGCUUUCAGGGUGGGUGCCCCGGCUGCUUCUGGGCUCAGUCCUGAUCUCCUUCAUUGCAACCCUGCUGUUUUUUUGGGGGAACCAUGCUGUGUACCAGGGAUUCUUAACCAGAAAAACUUCUCAGAACGUGACCUAUAAGAACUGGAUCAGAAGGCUAGAGAUCCACUAUUUCCUGCCCUUGAAACUCAUCACUUUGUCAAUUCCUUGCUCUAUCUUCCUGGUCUCCAUUGUCCUGUUGAUCAAUUCUCUGAGGAAGCAUACAAAGAAAAUGCAGCACAAUUCCCCUAGCCUGCAGGACCCCAGCACCCAGGCUCACACCAGAGCUCUGAAGUCCCUCAUCUCCUUUCUCAUUCUUUAUGCCCUGUCCUUUGUGUCCCUGAUCAUUGAUGCUACAGGCUUUAUCUCCUCGCAGAGUGAGUGGUACUGGCCAUGGCAAAUUAUAAUCUACCUAUGCAUAUCUGUUCAUCCCUUCGUCCUCAUCUUCAGCAACCUCAAGCUUCGAGGCAUGCUCAGGCAGCUACUUCUGUUGGCCAGGGGCUUCUGGGUGACCAAGGUGGUGUGA
Molecule: messenger RNA, 936 nt
Organism: Tupaia belangeri chinensis (Chinese tree shrew)
Lineage: Eukaryota; Metazoa; Chordata; Mammalia; Scandentia; Tupaiidae
Gene: TAS2R41
Product: taste 2 receptor member 41
Exons: 1
Coding region: 1-936 (311 amino acids)
Biological process (GO): sensory perception of taste; G protein-coupled receptor signaling pathway
Cellular component (GO): membrane
Molecular function (GO): G protein-coupled receptor activity; bitter taste receptor activity
Source: RefSeq, a predicted model, not a curated record